AUGAGCCAAUCUUUCAAUUUCGCCAUUCCUGUUACUGUGAUUGAUCCUGCUGAUAUUGAGGGGCUUGAAGCUGCUGUGAAUAAGUACCAAGUUUCUCUGUUCUUCACUGAGUCACCAACAAACCCAUUCCUUAAGUGUGUAGACAUUGAGCUGGCGUUUGAUAAACAAAAUGGAGUGUACCUAAUGAUUCGAGGCAUGAAGACAAUGCAUCUUCGUGUGAGUCAUGUAUACUAUCCAGGCCUUGCAAGUCAUCCCGAGCAUCACGUCGCCAAGCGACAAAUGACUGUUAUCAUAACAUUUGCAAAGUGUACUAUUAGUUUGUGUGAGUAUCGGAAGCAAUGGGUUAGAGAAGAGGACUUGGCUAAAGAGUUGAAGUUGCACGCCAAACAACAUAGAAAAAUAAAACGACACUCUGAAGAACAAAACUUGAUCAUGCUUGACCACAGGAAAGAGACUUCAAAAGGUGCAAAGAUGUAA
Molecule: messenger RNA, 477 nt
Organism: Eruca vesicaria subsp. sativa (arugula)
Lineage: Eukaryota; Viridiplantae; Streptophyta; Magnoliopsida; Brassicales; Brassicaceae
Source: the annotation of a GenBank genome assembly